AUGGCCCACCACUGUGUACUACGUAUAACAUCACCCGCGACGAAACGUCGCUUUCGAAGACGAUACUUCAAACUGCAGUCGAGGACGAGGACGAGGACGAGCGUUGCUGUUGGUGAAGCUGUUCUGGAGCCGCUGGCAGCGCUAGGAGCACGAAUGAGCGAGGAACAGAGACACCCAGUGGGCGGCGUGUCCGGGCUGCUGACGAACCCGCUGCAGUUGCACCCUCUCGCAGGGCUGGAACGGGGCGUCGAGUACAUGGAUCUUGAGGAGGAGCAACUGUCGACGAUGGAGGGGUCCCAGGGCUUGAUCCCCUCGCGCGGGUGGACGGAUGACCUGUGCUACGGGACCGGGGCAGUGUACCUCACGGGCUUGGGCCUCGGGGGGGUCUCCGGGGUUCUGCAGGGCCUGCGCGCGAUCCCCUCCGCGGACGCGCCGGGGAAGUUGAAGUUGAACACGGUGCUGAACAGCGUCACCAAGAGGGGGCCCUUCCUGGGGAACACCGCGGGGGUGCUGGCCCUGUCGUACAACGUGGUGAACUCGUCGCUGGACGCAUGGAGGGGCAAGCACGACGCGGCAGGGUCCAUUGCAAGCGGCGCCCUCGUCGGGACCCUCUUCAGGUCCUCGAGGGGGCCCAAGCAGAUGCUCAUCUCAGGGUCCCUCAUGGCAGGCGUAUGUGCGCUCUGGUCCGGGCUCAAGGACAAGGUGCUGUCCCCGUGA
This is a messenger RNA of Huiozyma naganishii CBS 8797, 717 nucleotides long. RefSeq names its product protein transporter TIM23 (gene TIM23). NCBI's taxonomy places the organism in Eukaryota, Fungi, Ascomycota, Saccharomycetes, Saccharomycetales, Saccharomycetaceae. The record is from RefSeq and is a predicted model, not a curated record. The coding region runs from base 1 to 717 and encodes 238 amino acids. Gene Ontology annotation, molecular function: transmembrane protein transporter activity. The transcript has a single exon. Gene Ontology annotation, biological process: protein import into mitochondrial matrix. Gene Ontology annotation, cellular component: mitochondrial inner membrane; TIM23 mitochondrial import inner membrane translocase complex.